Molecule: messenger RNA, 1329 nt
Organism: Cuculus canorus (common cuckoo)
Lineage: Eukaryota; Metazoa; Chordata; Aves; Cuculiformes; Cuculidae
Gene: CTU1
Product: cytosolic thiouridylase subunit 1
Exons: 7
Biological process (GO): tRNA wobble position uridine thiolation
Cellular component (GO): cytosolic tRNA wobble base thiouridylase complex; mitochondrion
Molecular function (GO): tRNA binding
Source: RefSeq, a predicted model, not a curated record
GUGGCUUAGACGGGAGCCGCUCCUUGAUUGGUUCACGUGACGGGAAGGGGGUGUGGCCAACCGGGGCGCACCGGAGCGGUCAGCGGCGCCGCGUGAGCGCGGGAAGCGGCUUCGUCUCUCCCUCUCUCCCCCCUCCCUCCGCGGGUGGAACCAUUGCCGGCCAUGCCUCGCUGCGCCCGCUGCCCGCUCCCCGCCCGCCUCCUCCGCCCUCGCACCUCGGAGCGCCUUUGCCGCCGCUGUUUCUCGGAUGCCUUCGAAGCCGAAACCCUUCGGGCGAUAUUAUCCUCUCCGUCGCCUUCUCCCGGCGCUUCCGUCGCCGUCGCCGCUUCCGGAGGCAAAGAUUCCACCGUUCUCGCCCACCUUUUGGAACGCUUGGAAUUCCGUCACCGCUUGGGGUAUCGGAUGGUUUUGCUUUCGGUGGACGAAGGCAUCGCCGGAUACCGGGAAGCGGCGUUGGACGCCGUCCGCCGUUCCCGGCGCUCUUUGCCGCUCGUUAUCCUCUCCCAUCGGCAACUUUUCGGUUGGAGCGUGGAUGAGGUCGGGAAAAACCUCGGCGCCGGCAGCCGCUGUACUUUCUGCGGCGUUUGGAGGCGCCAGGCCUUGGAGAGGGGGGCCAGGAUGCUGGGGGCCGACUGGAUCGCCACCGGUCACAACGCCGAUGACAUCGCUGAGACGGUGCUGAUGAAUUUCCUGCGCGGCGACGUGGCCCGACUGCGGCGAGCGGCCACCGAGGCCACCGCCGGGGACACCGGGGACCCCACGGAGACCACCGGGAACCCCAUGGAGACCACCAGGAACCCCACGGAGACCACCAGGAACCCCACAGAGACCACCAGGAACCCCUCGAAGACCCCGCAGAACCUUUGGAAUCCUCCUAAGAACCUCCCCGAGCUCUCCGUUUCCUCCGGGAGCUCAGUAGCCACCGGUGAGGCGUCGGUAGCCACCCCGUGGCCAUCGGUUCCUCGUUGGAAGCCCUUGCGUCACGCCUACGAGAAGGACAUCGUCCUCUACGCCUACUUGGAAGGGUUGGACUACGUCAGCACGGAGUGCGUCUACGCCCCCAGGGCCUAUCGAGGUCACGCCCGGGACCUCCUGAAAGAUUUAGAAGCCACCCGGGCCACCACGGUAGCCGCUUUAGGUCAUUCGGGGCGUCGCUUAACGGUGGCCACCAAAGUGGCCACCAAAAAGUUAGGAGGUUGUAGGAGGUGCGGCUUCGCGGCCAGUCAGGUCUUCUGCAAAGCCUGCGUCCUGGUGGCCUCCUUGGAGAAAGGGCUACCAAAAGUAGGGUUGGGCAAGCGGGCCUUGGAGGUGGCCACGGGGCUUGAGGAG